GCUGUGUCAGCCGCAGUUAGUAAUUGAACGUUUUAUUACAGUAGAAUUACAAUAGAAGUGGUGGUUAUAUGUACGAUUUUUUUUUUGACAAAGUAUUAAAAUUUCGUGAGAGUUAAAAUGCCUACCGAAUAUAAAUGCAAAGGUAGUGUUUGUCGAGGGGAAUGGUCAGAACAAGAUUUACAACAAGCUAUAGAGGCUGUACAAGAAGGUAGAGUAGGUGUUCGAGAAGCCGUUCGUUCCUUUGGUGUGCCAUACACAACACUUCGACGACGCUUGAGAAGUGGCAAUCAUAGAAAGCUUCCGUUGGGACCAUUAUCUACUUUAGGACAAGAAAACGAAGUUAAAUUGGUCAAUCAUAUUAAAAAACUUUAAAAGUUUGGAUUUUCGCCAUCACGAACAACUGUACGCUCUAUGGCAUUUGAAUUAGCCCAGAAAUUAAAUCUCCCACAUAAAUUCAAUAUUGAAAGACGUAUGGCAGGAUAUCCAUGGCUCGAGUCAUUUUUAAGGCGCAAUAAGGAUCUAGCAGUGAGAAAAUCCGAAGGUAUGUCAGC
Messenger RNA from Acanthoscelides obtectus, 551 nucleotides. The record is from the annotation of a GenBank genome assembly. Lineage: Eukaryota; Metazoa; Arthropoda; Insecta; Coleoptera; Chrysomelidae.